Ostertagia ostertagi is the source of this 459-nucleotide messenger RNA. The record is from the annotation of a GenBank genome assembly. NCBI's taxonomy places the organism in Eukaryota, Metazoa, Nematoda, Chromadorea, Rhabditida, Trichostrongylidae.
AUGAAAGUAGUUAUUAUUGAAGAUGAGCGGCUCACGGCAGAAGACCUGCAACAAACGAUCCGGCAGGCAGAUGCAACGGUGGAGAUUGUAGCCACCUUAAAAUCUGUAAGUGAAGGGCUCACCUGGUUUCGGGCCAACCCGAUGCCAGACCUCUUAUUCAGCGAUAUUCAGUUGGGCGACGGACUUAGCUUUGAGAUCCUGGGCAACCUGCAGGUGCCGGUCAUCUUUUGCACAGCGUAUGAUGAGUAUGCGCUGAAUGCGUUUAAAGCCAACGGCAUAGAUUAUAUCCUGAAGCCAUUUACCCUGACAUCAGUUAGUGCUGCCUUACAGAAAUUUAAAAACCUGACCCAGAUAGAUGACAUUGCCUUGUUUCGCCUGGAACAUGAGCUGGUUUAUUUGCUGACCUUCGACCAGGCAACCUAUUAUCCGGGAAAGAGCCUUGAUGAGCUGGAGGAUGUG